Messenger RNA from Cryptotermes secundus, 813 nucleotides. RefSeq names its product serine/threonine-protein phosphatase 2A 56 kDa regulatory subunit epsilon isoform-like. The record is from RefSeq and is a predicted model, not a curated record. The transcript has a single exon. Gene Ontology annotation, cellular component: protein phosphatase type 2A complex; cytosol; nucleus. Gene Ontology annotation, molecular function: protein phosphatase activator activity. Gene Ontology annotation, biological process: signal transduction; protein dephosphorylation. Lineage: Eukaryota; Metazoa; Arthropoda; Insecta; Blattodea; Kalotermitidae. The coding region runs from base 1 to 813 and encodes 270 amino acids.
AUGGCUUCCGUCCUUGCUCUGAUUGCUUUAAUUUUAUUCAACUUAUUUGACAGUGAAGACCCUCGGGAGCGUGAUUUUCUUAAGACAGUUCUGCAUCGCAUCUAUGGAAAAUUCCUGGGGCUACGUGCUUUCAUACGCAAACAAAUGAAUAACAUCUUCCUUAGGUUUGUAUAUGAGACAGAGCAUUUUAAUGGUGUUGGAGAGUUAUUGGAAAUAUUAGGAAGCAUUAUCAACGGCUUUGCUCUACCGCUGAAGUCAGAACACAAGCAAUUCCUCGUAAAGGUUCUGCUGCCACUGCACAAAGUUAGAUGUCUGUCAUUGUACCAUGCACAGCUGACAUACUGUGUGGUUCAGUUCCUUGAAAAGGAUGCCACGCUAUCUGAAACUGCUGUUAAAGGGCUACUCAAGUUCUGGCCUCAAACGUGCAGUCAAAAAGAGGUGAUGUUCCUUGGUGAGAUUGAAGAAAUUUUAGAUGCAAUUGAACCAUCACAGUUUGACAAAAUUCAGGAACCGUUGUUCGGACAAAUUUCAAGAUGCGUCUCUAGUCCUCACUUUCAGGUGGCUGAACUUGCACUGUACUUCUGGAAUAAUGAGUACAUAAUGAGCCUGAUUGAGGAAAACAACCAUGUGAUCAUGCCAAUAAUGUUCCCAGAAAUGUACCGCAUCAGCAAAGAGCACUGGAGCCAAACAAUUGUGGCUCUUGUGUACAAUGUGCUCAUAACCUUCAUGGAGAUGAACAGUAAGCUUUUUGAUGAGCUCGCAGCUUCUUACAAGGCUGAGAGACAAAAAUGUGUGACUAGCAGUGUACUGUGA